Molecule: messenger RNA, 2228 nt
Organism: Nyctereutes procyonoides (raccoon dog)
Lineage: Eukaryota; Metazoa; Chordata; Mammalia; Carnivora; Canidae
Gene: MYADM
Product: myeloid associated differentiation marker
Exons: 3
Coding region: 237-1205 (322 amino acids)
Cellular component (GO): plasma membrane; cell-cell junction
Source: RefSeq, a predicted model, not a curated record
CUUCCACCGUAGGGCUGAGUCUCAAAGCCUCCUUAGUUGUCUUCCCGGGAGGCACCCAGCGGCAGCAGCUCAGCGUCGCGGAGCAUCCGCAGCCGCCACCAGGCCCCGCCCAGAGGCAGCCGAGAGCAAGGCCUCGCCAGGAACGACUGCAGAGCGCGCCUUUUCCCGGCGUCAGUCUUACACCACCUCCAGAGCCGGAUCUUUCUCCGUCGGGGUUCUCCGCAGAGACCGCUGCCAUGCCUGUGACAGUGACCCGCACGACCAUCACAACCACCACGUCAUCAUCCUCAGGCCUGGGCUCCCCAACUAUCGUGGGGUCCCCUCGGGCGCUGACCCAGCCCCUGGGCCUCCUCCGUCUGCUGCAGCUGCUGUCCACCUGUGUGGCCUUCUCCCUGGUGGCCAGUGUGGGUGCUUGGACCGGGGCCAUGGGCAACUGGUCCAUGUUCACAUGGUGUUUCUGCUUCGCUGUGACCCUCAUCAUCCUAAUAGUUGAGUUAGGUGGCCUCCAGUCCCGCUUCCCCUUGUCCUGGAGAAACUUCCCCAUCACCUACGCCUGCUACGCUGCCCUCUUCUGCCUGUCGGCCUCCAUCAUCUACCCCACCACCUACGUCCAGUUCCUGCCUCACGGCCGCUCCCGGGACCAUGCCAUCGCCGCCACUGCCUUCUCCUGCAUCGCUUGUGUGGCUUAUGCCACCGAAGUGGCCUGGACCCGGGCCCGUCCCGGAGAGAUCACCGGCUACAUGGCCACCGUGCCGGGCCUGCUCAAGGUGCUGGAGACCUUUGUGGCCUGCAUCAUCUUCGCCUUCAUCAGCAACCCCUCCCUAUACCAGCACCAGCCGGCCCUGGAGUGGUGUGUGGCCGUCUACUCCAUCUGUUUCAUCCUGGCGGCUGUGGCUAUCCUACUGAACCUGGGGGACUGCACCAACAUGCUGCCCAUCUCCUUCCCCAGUUUUCUGUCAGGCCUGGCCCUGCUCUCCGUCCUGCUGUAUGCCACGGCUCUGGUUCUCUGGCCACUCUACCAGUUCAAUGAGAAGUAUGGUGGCCAGCCCCGUCGGUCAAGGGAUGUUAGCUGCGCCAACAGUCACACCUACUACGUGUGCGCCUGGGACCGCCGCCUGGCUGUGGCCAUCUUGACAGCCAUUAACCUGCUGGCUUAUGUGGCUGACCUGGUGUAUUCGGCCCGCCUGGUUUUUGUUAGGGUUUGAGGCUCCCACAAAGGAGGCUCUCAAUUCCCUUUUGUUGGCAGAGGUUUCUCUCCUGAGUUCUUAUUUCUUCUUCCUGGCUACCUCUCUCCUACCUCUCUCAUUUCCUUCCUGAUUUGUCUUGACCCCUUCUGUUUCUUUACUCCACUCUCCUGUUUCCUCUUGCUCCGUCUUUACCUAUUCUGUUCCUUGCUUCUUUUUCUGGUCCUCAUUUGUUUUCUCACCUGCCUGUCUCCUGGCCACCUCUGUCGCAAUUUCUCUCUUAUGAUUUCCUUGGGAGCUCUGAGACUUCUUUCUUCUCUGCCCCUACUCCACUGCCUACCCACACCCCCUGCCUCCGAAGGUGCUGAGCUCCACAUCCCACACCCCUCUCUGCAGCUGUUCAUACCCUGGGCCUCCCGAGGGGUCUCAUUGCCAAAGCAUGCAAGCCCGCCCUGCUUGUGCCUUAGCUGGUGUGUACGUGUGUGUUGGGGGGAGGGGAUGGGUAGCUAGGGAUGGGCUCCAUUUCUCCUGGUGGAGGGGGGCGUACAUUACAUGUCCCCUUAAGAUUAAAAAAAAAAAAAAUCUGGAGGCCAAUGAUUUCCAGUGGGCAUGAGGCUUAAAGCACGGACCCUGGGGCCCUGGGCCCUAUCUUGGCACCCAGCCUCGCCAGAGACUGGCUCCAGGAUUUUGGCUAAGCUUACUAAAAAUCCAUUGCCCAGAGACCAUCAUAAAGGAAGAAAAGGGUGGAUACUUUCCAUCCCAGCUGCUCUCUGGGUUAUUGGAAAAGUGGCUGGCAAAGAACUGUAUGGGCUUAAGGACAACUGUCUGAAGUAUUUAUGGGGGGCAGGGAUGUGACUCUCCUGCCUCAGUGUUAAAAACAGCAUAUACUGCCUUUGCUGGGAGAAGAGGAUGGCCACUGCCGGCCUUAAAGGCAACGUCAGCCUGGGUUUGUUUAUCUUUUCCUUUUCCUGGUCAUGAGGGCAAAACUUACUGGGUGACCCUUAUCUAAAAGGAGAAGUUUCUUUCUCAGUGUCUUUUUCUUGG